Quercus lobata is the source of this 462-nucleotide messenger RNA. RefSeq lists its product as uncharacterized. The transcript is spliced from 2 exons. NCBI's taxonomy places the organism in Eukaryota, Viridiplantae, Streptophyta, Magnoliopsida, Fagales, Fagaceae. The record is from RefSeq and is a predicted model, not a curated record. Bases 1 to 462 code for a protein of 153 amino acids.
AUGGAUGCGAUAAGCCGAGUGUUACGCAGAGCUGCUCGAUCGCCGUUCUCGGGGGACAUUGAAUGGGCCCCUAUGCCGAGUAGAUUUACAAGGCCUCCGUUCAAUUCUUAUGACGGGAAAACGGACCCAGUAGAGCACAUAAGCCAUUAUAUCCAGAUGAUCCGGGUGCCGCAACUAGUGGACGCGCUGCUAUCAAUGAAAAUGGGAGCCGGGGAAACCUUUUGCAACUAUACUAGCCGGUAUUGGGAGCUUUACAAUGAGAUUAGCGGGGGCAACGAAAAAAUCGCAGCGAGUACCUUUCGACUGGGAUUGCUUGAGGAUUCCAAACUACGAGAGUCACUAACAAGGAGGCCUCCCAAGGAUAUGAGGCAGUUGAUGAGGUGUAUUGAAGAAUUUAAAUGGUUGAAGGAUGAUCGGCAACAGAACAAAGAUAAGGCUCCAAUCAUAAGUCAUCCAUGGUAA